GGCUAUGAAUUCCGCGAUGCUGUGGACGGCCAGGAAGGGGUCCGUAUGUUCGAGUCAGAAGAGCGUUUCGAUGUCAUUUUACUCGACUUGUCCAUGCCAAUCCUGGACGGCGUCGGAGCUACUGUCGCGAUCAGAGGCAUUGAAGCGAUGCGCUCUGAAAAAGACCACCCUGCUCGUAUACUAGCGCUGACCGGCAUGUCUUCCCUCGAGGACAAAAGAAGAGCAUUCGAGGCCGGUGUUGAUGGAUAUCUCGUUAAGCCCGUCGCAUUCAAGACUUUAACUGAGAUGUUCAGUCAACUUGGAAUACCAUGACACUCACCGUACUAUACUAUAGAUUUCGCACCGUCGAGGCCCGCGUUUGCCGGCUCGCCUCGUCGCUCUCUGCCACUAACUCGUUCAUCUUACAUCUGAUCGCAUCCUGCGCGCUGUCGUCUAUUUUACUCUCUGUCGCUGUCUGCAGGUUCCCUGCACCGUCCCGCUCUACACGCCCGGUAUCUUCCUUCUUUCCUUCGUCUGUCUGUCCCUCUCGCACUCUUGCUCUGCACCUCGAUCUUCUCCCCUUGCAUCUCCCCGGUCACUUGUAGCGCUCUAGUUAUCAUAUCCGUAUCUCACCCCUCUUUUUAAUCAUCUCUCGUCAUGUUUAGGUGUACGAUCGUUCCUGUUGCUGCUCGUAUUUGUGUGUACCUUUUCCAAGUUUUGUAGCCUAUCUUUUGCGCGCGUAGGAAUCGCGGGGGAAUC
This is a messenger RNA of Heterobasidion irregulare TC 32-1, 738 nucleotides long. RefSeq lists its product as uncharacterized. NCBI's taxonomy places the organism in Eukaryota, Fungi, Basidiomycota, Agaricomycetes, Russulales, Bondarzewiaceae. The transcript has 4 exons. The record is from RefSeq and is a predicted model, not a curated record. Bases 309 to 584 code for a protein of 91 amino acids.